UCUCCACCUCGCCUUAUUGUUGCAGUUGCAGUUUUCCGUAAAACGCUACUUCUCUCUCUGCCUUCUCCUGCAAGACUUCUUCUUGGAUUCUCCCAAAUCCUCUCCUUUCCUCCUCCAGGAUCGGCUAUCGUUGGCCGAUUCUUCUUGUUCUCCUUUUUGAAUCGUCCUGCUAUUUUCCAUAUAAUCUAUUUUCUUUUAUCAAUUCGUCGACAUCACUCGGUAGGGGUUUGGGGAAUCUUCAGGUUGAAAAUAUAUAUUUUUGGUUUAUUUGGAUAAGAAAAUGUCUGGACUAGCUGCUUCAUCAGAACCUUCUGAAUCAUCUGAGUACAUUCUACUCGAAAGAGAUCAAUAUGAGCUACGGCCUGUAGAUAUAUCUAUGACAGCUCAGAAUAACAUAUGGAUUGAUCCAAGUGUCAUAAAACUUAAGCAUAGGAUAGGGCGUGGCCCAUACGGUGAUGUCUGGAUAGCUACUCAGCACCAACACAGUAAUGAUUACGAUCAUUAUCAUGAAGUUGCAGUGAAAAUGCUAUAUCCUAUCAAGGACGAUCAAAUACCGAUCUGUUUGGCCAAGUUUGAGGAACUGUACACAAAGUGUCGAGGGAUGGAUACUGUUUGCCAUCUUGAAGGUGUUACGAUUCAGAAUGGAAGAGUUUGCAUUAUCAUGAAAUAUUAUGAGGGAUCAAUUGGUGACAAGAUGGCUCGUCAAAAAGGCGGAAGAAUUUCACUAUCACAUGUCAAAAGGUAUAUUGUUGAUUUGGCUCGAGGCAUCCUGAAACUUCAUGGAAAUGGGAUUCUGCUACUCAAUCUUAAGCCUUGCAAUUUCCUUCUUGACAAGAAUGAUCAGGCCGUGAUCGGAGAUUUUGGGAUUCCACACAGAAUGUAUGGACUUUCAUUACCAUCUUCAGACCUAAUUCAGAGACUUGGUACUCCAAACUACAUGGCUCCUGAGCAAUGGGAACCAAGCAUCAAUGGUCCCAUCUCAUUUGAAACUGAUUCAUGGGGACUUGGGUGUAGCAUCGUGGAGAUGCUAAGUGGAGUACAACCUUGGUGCAGUAGGUCUCCUGAUGAAAUCUACCAACUAGUGGUACGAAGGAAAGAAAAGCCAAAAAUUCCAAGCGGGCUACCUCCUGAAUUGGAAGGUAUUCUUCAUGGAUGCUUUGAAUAUGAUUUCAGAGAUCGUCCUUUGGUGAAAGAUAUUCUCCGCGUAUUUGAAAGUUUCCCGGAUGGUGAUUAUAGCGAAAGCAAUGUUGGCUAUCAGACGGCUGAAAAAACAAGUCGUGUUAGUUUCACCGGUUGGGCACUCUUGAAGGACCAACUUCAGGUUGGCGAUAUUGUCCGCUCUAGGAAGCCAAGGAACUCAUGCAAUUCAGAGAGCAUGGAGAUCCCAGAGGGUAUCAUUGUUGGGAAGGAAAGUGAGGAGCAUAGUGAUGGCUACAUUCUUGUUCGGGUCCACGGACUUCACAAUCCUUUGAGAGUGCACAGUUCUACGGUAGAGCGGGUGACCUACGGCUUUGUUGUUGGUGAUUGGGUACGGACGAGUAAUGAGGACAAGAAGGGCUCGCCGGUGGGCAUCCUUCAUAGCAUAGAGCGUGAUGGAAAGGUAACUGUUGGUUUCAUCGGGAUAGAAACUCUUUGGAAUGGUCAUUAUUCAGAACUUCAAAUCGCAGAAUCAUAUUGUAUUGGCCAAUUUCUGAAAGUGAAAUCAAGCAUCUCCACGCCGAGGUUCGAGUGGCCGUGCAAUCCUGGAUUAGAAUGGGCAAUCGGUAGAAUAUCUGAAAUUCGUCCAAAUGGAUGCCUAAUAGUUAAAUUCCCAGGCAGGUUUAGCUUUGGAGAAGCUAACAGCUACUUUGCCGACCCUUCGGAAGUGGAAGUAGUAAACUUCAAGAAAUGUGAGGGGUUAGUGAAGAAAUAUCAGCAUCUCGAAGACUUUCAUUGGGCCGUGAGGCCAUUAGCUAUCACGUUCGGGUUGUUGGCAGCACUGAAACUGGGGACGGUCAUCAUAAAAAGCACAGGCAAGUCGCGGAGGAAGAAGACCGGUACAUUUGUUGAUCUCUCAGGGCAAGUUGCGGACCAACAGCAGAUAGAGGAACCUAGUAGUGCUAAUCCAGCAUGGGUUCCUCCUUUAGUCUCAAAUAUAUUCUUUGGAGACGGAACUAAUGCUACUCGAUAAGAACAAUCCAACUUCUUCAAGAUCAAACUAGGGAAGACUUAAAUAAAUGUAUAUAAAUACAGUUCAAAGAUUAUUUUCAUCUAAUGUUGGUUUAAACUCUAA
Zingiber officinale is the source of this 2272-nucleotide messenger RNA. RefSeq names its product E3 ubiquitin-protein ligase KEG-like. The coding region runs from base 281 to 2170 and encodes 629 amino acids. Gene Ontology annotation, molecular function: protein kinase activity; ATP binding. The transcript is spliced from 5 exons. NCBI's taxonomy places the organism in Eukaryota, Viridiplantae, Streptophyta, Magnoliopsida, Zingiberales, Zingiberaceae. The record is from RefSeq and is a predicted model, not a curated record. Gene Ontology annotation, biological process: protein phosphorylation.